Messenger RNA from Fusarium odoratissimum NRRL 54006, 432 nucleotides. RefSeq lists its product as uncharacterized. The record is from RefSeq and is a predicted model, not a curated record. The transcript has 2 exons. Bases 1 to 432 code for a protein of 143 amino acids. NCBI's taxonomy places the organism in Eukaryota, Fungi, Ascomycota, Sordariomycetes, Hypocreales, Nectriaceae.
AUGAAGCAUGCUGCGAAGUAUCCUCGUCUUUUAAACAUCGGCGGCAACACUGGCAAGGUGAACUCCUUCUCAGGUGUCGAUAUCGGUGAUCUCACUGGUGGCGUCUUCAAUACUGCGAUGUUAUUGAAGGGCGAUAACCUUGAGUGUUUCGUGAUGCAAAUUAUUAUGGCUGCUGCGCCUGAUGUUCUCGGCAGUCAGUUCACUGACGUUACAAAGGCUUUGAGGCCAUUGGCGGACAAGCUUCGACAGCUUCUUGCUGGAAAGACUUGUUCCAAGCUGCAGAAGGUCAACAUGAAGUUGUUUGAGAAAUUCCCUGGUUACACUGAGUCGUAUGGAAGCUAUGCUGGUGUUUCUAAGGGGUCUCUCCGCGGUGUGAUUGAGGGUGUUGGUGGCAUCCUGGGAGGGCUUGUAACCACUGGAAAUAAGGCGUAG